CAUCUACAGUUCAUCCUGAGUCUUCCCGGAAGCUACUUCAGUAAAUAAGUUGGAAGCUAGCUAGCUAGCUGGAUAAGAUAACACAUCUUGUCAAACGGGUGGCGUACCUUUGGAUAACUGGUGAAGCUGUCUGCAGUAUUAAUAAUAAACAUAUAAAGCACGGUCAGUCUACAAACUUUAGGAGAUUAAAUGACUUUUCGACAAGAGGAGUGCGCAGCGUAACAACUGCAGGCAGAAUGCAGCCAGGUGCUGGGGUGUCCCCGGAAGGCCCCCCGGUUGGGGAUGGUCGUGGAGAGCUUAUCCAGCUUCCACCCAAGGACACAGGCGGCUGUGAACUGUCUGACCUCAGCAGUCCAAGAGCUCUGACCUUUGACCUCAUGAACAUGGUCAUCUCCUUCAAGCGCAUGGUGAUCUUCCUGGAACCUGUGAAUGAUACAGUCGAGCUAGUGCGCUACUUGCUGGGAUGGAAGAUGCCAGUUUUCUCUCUGCUGUUCUGCAUCCUUCUGAAUGUCCUCUUCCUAACACUGAGUGAAGUGGCCUGGUUCUCCCUGCUUCUGCUGGGCGUCUCCACUCCAGCUGCCCUGGGCUACCUGCAGGACCGCAGCCAGAGCCAGGCCACCGAGGCGGCCCUGCAGAGGAAGAGACACCACGCCGUGCAGAGGAGGGACCUGCAGACCGUGCACCUGACCAGGCAGGAAGCCAUGCUGGAGGUCAAGGGCCUACUGAAGCAGCUGGAUGAGAUCUUGUCUCAAGCGUGCGUUUCCGCAGAGUCUGUCUACAGCGUGCUGUACUGGGAGAGCCACACGGCUUCCUCUUUGUUUUACGGGAGUCUCAUGGUGGUGCUCUGCUUCCUGUACUUUGCCCCUCUGGGCUGGGCGCUGGCCAUGUUCAACAGCGCCCUCUUCCUGUGGAACAGGGACUUCUGCCGAGUUCUCCUGGAGCUCAGGGAGAUGUUCCGCCAGGGCCAGGCCCCUCCAGCCGAGGGAGAGCCGGAGAACCCGGAGCCCGAACCGACCAGCUUUGUGGAUCAGACCCCCACUCCCACCAGCCUCGAGGACCUCUCACCAGGCAGCAUUGAGGAGGCGGAGGAAGCCGAACCGGAUGAGGAGUUUAAGGACGCCAUCGAGGAACCUCCCCUUGUCCUGGUGGAUGCCCCCCUGGCCUUAGUGGUGAGACCCGCCGACUGGCUGCCAGAUCUGCCCUGGAGACACGUAGCCCCGCCUCCGGGCACGGAGACAAAGGAGGACGACGACGUGCCUCCGGGGGUCCCCGAGUUCGACACGCUCUCCGACAACGGCCUCCUGAGCCGCAACGAGCCCAUCCGCAGCAAGGUGUCCAAGCUGACGGAGAAGCUCCGCAAGCGCUACCCCACCAACAACACCGGUAACUGCUCCAACUGCGCUGCUGUUUUCUCUGUGCUGAAGAAGAGGAGAAACUGCAGUAACUGCGGCAAUAGCUUCUGCUCACGCUGCUGCUCUUAUAAGGUGCUCAAGUCCUGCAUGGGAGCUACAGCUCCCGAGGCCCAGAGAGAGACCGUAUUUGUCUGUGGAGCGUGCAACCUGUCCCUCAGCAAGUAGUAUUUUCGGAGCACACGUCGUUCUUUCCGUUAUUCCAAAAUUUCAACCCCUCGCCCCCGUCUGUUUCCCCCCAAACUGUGCACCCUGUCCCUCAGCAGGAAGGAUUAAAAGUGGACUUUAUUUUUUUUGUCUUUUUCAAAGUACCACGUCUACCCUUCCCCAUCCCAUCGUUCCCAAAGCAAGAAGGAUUACGUUUCUCUCUCUCUCUUUCUCCCUCGCUCUUUCGUCAUCUGCUUAGUUGCCCCCGUUUCUCGUGCCUGGGAGGGAACUUGACCACUCUUCUCCCAGGUGGCUACAGCCACUGACUGGAUUCAAAUGACUGCAGUCCCGCCUCUUCCACAGUGACAUGAAGCCCCAUUGGCCUGUUCUGAAUGGCAAAAUGCCCCAUUGGCCAGCUCUCUACCAGUUAUCAGGCUUUCCAAAAAUAUGCAACACAAGCAAAUGGUUGUACUCAUUUAAUGGGGGUAAGCCAAAAUGAAGGGGAUUCUUAAAUGCUUUUGUGGGGAAUUAGGGGCUAGAAUAAUCUAUUCUGCGAGUGGGAUUCAGUGAAGGGACAUAACCAUAAUGUCGGUGGUACCCUCUUAUUCACAGUUUUGUCCCAUUCCGAAAGCGAUAGCUUCAUAUCGUUUCUAUAUAACCAGAAUUUAUGUUAAUAUUAUCGUUUCUGCGUAGCCCUAAAAAAAUCCCAGCAUCCUUUGUGCGGGCUAGGCACGAGAAAUUGCGGUCCCGUAGCCAUGACUGUGGAAUGUGGAAUGUAAAUACGAUAUUUGGCUUGUUGCAGAAAUCAUGUCAGACCAUCAAAAAAUGGAAAAUUACUCAGCCCACAGCAUCGCCCGCCAGCCAAUCAGCUCUCAACAAGGAACACUCAAAGCCCAAAUAAACGUGGCCUCUCCUGUCUGAAAGCGCCUGCCAGGGCUUUUGGAUCAGACGGGUUUUGAAUGUACAGGAUAUAUAAAACCGCCGACUGGAUGACCUCAGGUCAGUUUGAGUCAAAUGUGGUUUGAGCUUACAUGACACAGGAACCGAUGGCUUGCUGACCUCAGGUCAGUUUGAGUCGAAUGGGGUUUGAGUGUACAUGUCACUGGCACCUGUGGCAGAAUGACCUUUGAGUCAAAUGGGGUUUGAGUGUACAUGUCACAGGGACGUAUGACUGGCUGACCUCACGUGCUGCACAUUUGUUCUACUGGAGGCUUUUAAGGAACAGAGCACUCUUUGCCUCAUGGUCUAGUCCCAUUCAAAACAGAGGCCCCUAAAGCAGUGGAAUGGGGGGGCUUCUCUCCUGUCCACAGCUGUUUGUUCAUUUGUCUUUGCUCCUCUGUGUUCUGUCCCUCUGGCCACUGAGCUGCUGGGUCAGAUGCAUCUGCUGGGCUGUUUGGUUUGGCGCUGUUUGAGCAUUACCGAAUGGUGCUGGAGUUCCACCCUGUUUUCUUUCUCCUUUCGAUGCUGGGUCAAAAAUACAUAUAAUAUAUAAUAAGAAUAUAUAAUAAGAUUUCUUUCAUGCAGAAUACAGUGAUGACCGUCUCUACACAACAUACAUCCUUUGGUUCACGAAGCACUGCUGGUUCAUGUCACCUACCUGAUAUAUUCUUCCCAAAGAGCUGAUGCAGGAUCAGCUCACCAAACUGUAGUAGUCUCAGUCAUUCACUGGAAUAAAUCCUGAAACUGAUCCCGAGUCAGUGCCUGGAGCUCUCCCAGUUGGGAAUUCUGUGUGGAGGAGAAGUAUGCCUUGCCAUGUGGCACAGCACAGCGUGGAGAGCUGUGUUUCUGUUUGGCAACUAUACUGAUAUUCCUGUAGUUGCCCCCUCCCCCACCCCCCUACUCUUUUCACUGAGCACGCCCAGGCUCGCGUCCAAAAUGAAAGAUCUCAUCGUGCAAAAACGGCCUAGAGCCGCUCGACGGUCCUCACGUAGCCCAGCAAAGCCCAGUCUGGACCGAUGUAAAUUCCUGUUCUGAUUCUCUAGUGAAAGUGCGGUGAGGUUUCCUUUUCCGCAAAUGAGUCUUGAUGUUUGAGGAAGAUUGAUUAAGAACAUUGUUGGGGAGAUGCCUCUUAUAUAUAUAAAACGAAAAAAGAUUGAUAUAAAACCAAAAAAGUUGAACUUUUUGAAGUGAAUACAGACGCUGUAUUUCCUCUUGUAAAAUAUCCGGAAGGACUGGAUUAUUGACUUUAAUUUCAUAAUGGGAUUUUGACUAAAGCAGUAAAAAAACAGUAUUCUCUGGGUUGCCAUCUCCGUAUUUCUGUCUAAAUAAUGUCAGACAUCAGACUGAGUAGCAUUCUGCAUCCUCACAAGUGUUUUCAAAAAAUGGUGCAUUUUCUUUUAAAUAAUUUAUAAAAAUAAGUAAAAGCAACAUACAGCAUAUUGGACUUUCUUUUACCACGACUGUACACAAGACUGUACUGUACUGCACAUUGCUGAAGUUACUGUAUUUUGGUUCUUUAAUCUGUACACCUGUAUAUUUGAUUAUUUAUGUAUAUUUUGACAUGGAAAAAUUCACCCGUUUCAUGUACUGCAAAUAAAUGCUUACAGCAGUAUGAUGGAUAUUUUAAAA
This is a messenger RNA of Anguilla anguilla (European eel), 4124 nucleotides long. It is a transcript of the gene zfyve27, whose product is annotated as zinc finger, FYVE domain containing 27. The transcript is spliced from 15 exons. Bases 237 to 1577 code for a protein of 446 amino acids. Lineage: Eukaryota; Metazoa; Chordata; Actinopteri; Anguilliformes; Anguillidae. Gene Ontology annotation, biological process: neuron projection development; positive regulation of axon extension; protein localization to plasma membrane. Gene Ontology annotation, molecular function: metal ion binding. The record is from RefSeq and is a predicted model, not a curated record. Gene Ontology annotation, cellular component: endoplasmic reticulum tubular network; growth cone membrane.